Cuscuta epithymum is the source of this 1210-nucleotide messenger RNA. Lineage: Eukaryota; Viridiplantae; Streptophyta; Magnoliopsida; Solanales; Convolvulaceae. The record is from the annotation of a GenBank genome assembly.
CAAACGCGUUCCAAAUGAAACUAGUAAAAUAUUAAGGCCCAAAAUGACAAACCCAGUUUAGUACCUGUCCGCUCCCCAAGUCCCUAACCAAAGUAAAGCCAAGCUCUCCAAGUUCGCGCAGAACGGCAGAAGGCUAGCCAUACAACGCACGACAGUAAACGCCAUUGAGGGAAGCCCGGAGCCGCGGACGACUUUUAUCAUUUGACCGCUAGACUUGUCGAUCAAGGCUUAGAUAGGGAAAAUAUGGCGUGGCGGUGGCGUAAAAGUGGCGCCAUCACAUGCAUGAUGGUCUCCGUUGCCGCCGAAGGGGCCUUCAAACGCCAAUGGAGAAAUAUGACCAGUGCAAUACUCGCCAUUGAUAACUCUGUCGUAAAGGUUGCCAAUGCCAAUUAUGUAAGCUUCAAAGCACCCUUCUUUGCUAGAACUUUUGCUUCAAAGCCAUCUGAACCAUCAUCUGGACAAAAGCAAUCAGAGGGCAGGAAAGAGGUAUCUAAUUUUGAUGAUCCAUUUGAUGCUCCCACAUACAAUAUCCCGGAGAAACCAAUAACAUUUACAGAGGGAGCUUCCUACAGUGUUGCCAUUCUUGCUGGGUUAGGAGUUGCUUCAGCAGCUGGAUAUGCUGUGUUCAAGGAACUUAUUUUUCAACCAAAAGAGUACAAAAUAUAUGGGAAGGCCCUCGACAGGAUUCAAAAUGACAGCCAGGUUAGGGUGAGAAUUGGAUCCCCUAUUACGGGUUAUGGAUCAGAAAGUAGAAACCGUGCAGCCCGUCAACGCAUACCAAACAGGAUAUGGACUGACGAAGAUGGGAUUGAACAUGUUGAGGUGAAUUUUUAUAUCCGGGGACCACACGGGGCUGGCAAAGUGUUUGCAGAGAUGUUCCAAGACAAAGUGGAGAAGCAGUGGAAGUUUACUUAUUUGGUUGUAGAGAUCAGCUCACCUACCCGGACACAACUGAUGCUAGAGUCUUAUGUCCCUGCUUAAUCGAUCCUCCUAAAAAAGACUCUCCCUCCCACAAUAGUUUGGUUGAGGAAACAAAUUUGAGGCUCAUUGUUUUUCCUUCGUUUGAAUUAGAUCUCAAGCCAUAUGUUCUAAAUUUUCUCAAUCUACGUGCCAGUUAAAGUUGACAAACAAUUGUGGGAGGGAGGUAGUCUUCUUUUACUUUUCUGGAGUUGAACACAGAUAGGUUCUUGAAUGAGCACGCAUGUUUGGC